UAUACAUCCAAUAUUCUCCCAAUACUCUUCUUACCGACAUUAUAUUUCAUCCAGAAUCUCCUUAAUUAUUUGUUUAAUUUCAUCUUCUUUGUUGUUCUGCCUUGAUUAAGAAAUUCAAGAAGGAAUAUAUGGGCAAUCCCUUGCAGCUCAAAUCAUUGAAUCACAUCUCAUUGGUGUGUAGAUCAUUAGAGAAGUCAGUUGAUUUUUAUGUCAACGUUCUUGGCUUCUUUCCUAUCAAGAGGCCUAGCUCCUUCAACUUCAAUGGUGCAUGGUUGUUUAAUUAUGGUAUUGGCAUACACCUCCUCCAAUCAGAUGACCCAGAAAGUAUGACCAAGAAUGAUCUUCACAUUAAUCCAAAGGACAACCACAUUUCUUUCCAAUGUGAAAGUAUGGGAGCAGUGGAGAAUAAACUGCAGCAAAUGAAGAUAGAGUAUGUGAAGAACAGAGUAGAGGAAAAUGGAAUCUAUGUUGAUCAGUUAUUCUUCCAUGACCCAAAUGGCACUAUGAUUGAAAUAUGCAAUUGUGACAAUAUUCCAAUUGUACCUUUAUCAGAAAACAAAGUGUGGUCUUGUUCACGCUUCAAUUGCAAUAUUCAAAAUCAGCAGCAGCAGCAGCAUAUUCAACAAAUGAUCCCAAUGUAGCUAUUAAUUAAUUCAUUAUAACAAGUGGUAGUGACAUGUAAAUUCUCAAUCACCAUGAGUUCUUGUAUAUAAUUGUUACUUGAAAAACCUUUGCAUUGUAUGUUAAUUAGUUGUAGUGAUGACAUUCAUUUAUGAAA
Messenger RNA from Trifolium pratense (red clover), 778 nucleotides. Its product is annotated as glyoxylase I 4-like. The transcript has 3 exons. The record is from RefSeq and is a predicted model, not a curated record. Bases 129 to 641 code for a protein of 170 amino acids. NCBI's taxonomy places the organism in Eukaryota, Viridiplantae, Streptophyta, Magnoliopsida, Fabales, Fabaceae.